Messenger RNA from Tricharina praecox, 415 nucleotides. RefSeq lists its product as uncharacterized. The coding region runs from base 87 to 317 and encodes 76 amino acids. The transcript has 2 exons. NCBI's taxonomy places the organism in Eukaryota, Fungi, Ascomycota, Pezizomycetes, Pezizales, Pyronemataceae. The record is from RefSeq and is a predicted model, not a curated record.
GGGCUCGGUUUAAGUUUGGCCUUUGGGGAUGGGAACAGUGUGGUUGUAACUUAGGGUGGGACUGUGAUGGGAUUGUGACGGUUGUGAUGGUUUUUCUUUGGUUUUUCCUGCUUGUUCUUGUGACGGAUUAUGGCACUGGAUGGGGCUCUGUGUAUGGACGGUGGAUGGAUACUGGAUGUAUGGAUGGAAUGGUCAAUGAUGGAAUGUACUCUACAGGUCUCGUAAUACCUCAAUUUUUUAUCACUCACUCGCGCACGGGACGUCGUUUCGCCAUGCUAUGCCAUGCCAUGCUCUGGAGUCUGUCGCGACUCUCCUGACGUCGAACGUCGAAUACUGGGCUAUGCUUGGGUACUUGGGUACAUACCCACUUUCUUUCUUUUCUUCUUGCUUUCUUCUUGCUUUCUUCUUCGUUCCU